Messenger RNA from Rhodamnia argentea, 2424 nucleotides. Its product is annotated as putative disease resistance RPP13-like protein 1. The record is from RefSeq and is a predicted model, not a curated record. Lineage: Eukaryota; Viridiplantae; Streptophyta; Magnoliopsida; Myrtales; Myrtaceae. The coding region runs from base 1 to 2424 and encodes 807 amino acids. The transcript is spliced from 2 exons. Gene Ontology annotation, biological process: defense response to other organism. Gene Ontology annotation, molecular function: ADP binding.
AUGGCCGUUGGGGAGAUCCUUUUGGGUGCCUUGCUUCAGGUCCUGUUCGAGAAGUUGGCUUCUCUGGGAUUGGGAUAUGCGCAAAGGAAAGGAGCAUCUCCCUCCUCUGGAAUCAGCAUCGACCUGCUCAAUAAGUGGAAGAAGAUGCUAGUUAUAAUCAAUGCAGUGCUGGAUGAUGCAGAGGACAAGCAACUGAGCGGUAAAGGUCUAGUGAAGCUAUGGCUGGACGAUGUUAGGGACUUGGCAUAUGACGUGGAAGACUUGCUCGAUGAGUUGGCAAUCCAAGCCGCUGAGGUUAAGUCGGCGGCAAAAUCCAGCACAAGCAGAGGGUGGGUGAAUUGGAAGUUCUCUUGCUUCGGCCGAAAUAAAUCCCCUAGAUCGAAUCCGAACCCAUGCUCACUCGUGCCCGAAACCAAGGUCCAAGAGAUCAAUGGCAGGUUGGAAGAGAUCGUCACCAGGAAGGCUCAGCUAAGCUUGACAGGGACUGCUGUGAACAACUCUGACAACAUCGACAAAAGGCUCCCCAGCAGUUCGCUGCCGGAGCCUCGGUUUUUCGGCAGGGAGAAGGAAGAAGCAGAAAUACUUGAACUAUUGACUGGUGAAGCCAAAAAUGCUGAUUCCAGGUUGAGCAUAGUCCCCAUAGUUGGGAUGGGCGGUGUUGGAAAGACAGCCUUAGCUCGGCGACUCUAUAAUGAUCCCAAUGUAAGCAGCUGCUUCGAGAGGAGAGCAUGGGCUUGUGUCUCGGAUGUUUUUGAUGUUCUCAGCAUAACAAAGACUAUUUUGCAGUCGUUUUCCGAGUUGUCUUGUGAGGACAAAGAUCUUAACCGGCUUCAAAUUAAGUUGAAGGACAGUCAGUCGAGGAAGAAAUUUCUUGUGGUUUUAGAUGAUGUCUGGAAUGAGAAGUACGGAGAAUGGACUGCCCUCUUAAAGCCAUUUGAAGUGGGUGCUAAGGGAAGCAAGAUCAUCCUUACAACUCGCAACCGUUCGGUAGUUGCCUUAACAGGAGCUUCGCCAUAUCCUUUGGAGGCGCUGUCCCUUGAUAAUUGUACAAGCUUACUAGCCUUUCAUGCUUUGGGAGUAACAAAUUUUGAGAGGCAACCGGAUCUUGAAACAAUAGGAAAGAAAAUAGCUGAAAAAUGUAAAGGUUCACCUUUGGUUGCAAAGGUGUUGGGCGGUCUCCUACGUGAUAAACGAAAUCCCGAUCAAUGGGAAGCUAUCUUAAAUAACAAGAUGUGGGAUCUUCCGAUGGGAGAGAAUGAUGAGGUUCUUCCAGUUUUGAAAUUGAGUUAUGUCCACCUUCCUACUUAUUUGAAGAGAUGUUUUGCUUAUUGUGCGGUAUUUCCCAAGGAUUACGAAAUUGAGAGAGAUGAGCUAGUACUCUUAUGGAUAGCAGAGGGAUUUUUAGAUGGACAUAAAGCAAAAGAGAAUAAGUUGAAAUUGGGACGGGAUUACUUCGAUGAGCUAAAAUCUCGUUCAUUUAUUCAACAAUCAAGUGUUGACGCAUCUAAGUUUUCAAUGCAUGAUCUUUUGAAUGACCUGGCAAAGUCAAUUGCGGGAGAGACUUGCUUCAGCUCCGGGGAGUCUCGGUUAGCGGGUAAUGAAUGUGAUGCAUCAUCUCUCGAAAAAACUCGUUAUGCAUCAUUCAUCUCGUCAUGGCCUGUUACUUCACAAUGCUUGAGGGCAUAUCACGGAAUGAAGGUGCUAAGAAGUUUAAUUCUAGUGCCCAGUGGAUCUAGAGAGGGGGGCUUGGGCCGAUUCAUUAUUUCCAACAAGAUGCUACAUGACUUGUUAAAAGAAUUGAAGUACUUGAGGGCACUCUCGGUAUGUCAUUACGACAUCGUGGAAGUACCGAAAUGUGUUAGUGAUUUAAAACAUCUUCAAUAUCUCAAUUUCUCUUACACCGAUAUCGAAAUGCUACCCGAGUCAAUUGUCAACUUGUGCAAAUUACAAGCUUUGAUCUUAAGAGGUUGUCAAAACCUUUCAAAGUUGCCUCAAAGUAUCACAAAGUUGGUUGGCUUACGGUUUCUCGACGUUAGAGAUACACGGAGUCUAAAAGAGAUGCCGUUGGGUAUUAGCAAUUUGAAGAAUCUUACUAUCUUGUCCAAGUUUGUGGUAGGAACAAAGAAAGGGUUGCAGUUAAAGGAGUUAAAGAACUUGCCCCAUCUUCAAGGAGAAUUAAGCAUAUCAAAAUUGCAAAAGGUGGAAAAAGUUAAAGAUGCAGCGGAUGCCGAUUUGUUUAGAAAGCUAAGUCUUGCCAACUUGUCCUUGCAUUGGGAAGAAGAUUUGGGAAAUCUCCAGAAUCAUAAGCGCGAUGCUCAUGUGCUUGACUCUCUGCGACCUCACACUAAUCUGGAAAUUCUCACCAUCUCGCGCUAUUGUGGCACAAGAUUCCCCUCGUGGUUAGAUGAGGUUUGCAUGCAGUAA